Molecule: messenger RNA, 1209 nt
Organism: Plasmodium falciparum 3D7
Lineage: Eukaryota; Apicomplexa; Aconoidasida; Haemosporida; Plasmodiidae
Product: heat shock protein 40, type II
Biological process (GO): protein folding
Source: RefSeq, a predicted model, not a curated record
AUGGCAACCUUAAGGAAAAGCUAUGUACCAGAAAUUUUAUAUUUUUCCAAAUUUUUUAUGAACGCAUGUUUUAUUUCCCUUUUAAUAAUUACAGUGAAUUGUUUUAAUUAUGAAAACUUUGUAUGUAAGGAUAAAGGAAUAUAUAAUGAAAAGAUAGUGAUAAGAUAUAAACGAUGUUUAGCAGAAGGUAAUAAAAAUUUCUUUUUUAAUAAGGACAAUGGGGUUUUUGGAAAAUCAUCAAUGGAUUAUUAUACUUUAUUGGGAGUUGAUAAAGGGUGCUCAGAAGACGAUUUAAGAAGAGCAUAUUUAAAGCUAGCCAUGAAAUGGCAUCCUGAUAAACAUGUUAACAAAGGAUCCAAAGUAGAAGCAGAAGAAAAGUUUAAAAAUAUUUGUGAAGCUUAUAGUGUUUUGUCAGAUAACGAGAAAAGAGUAAAAUAUGAUUUAUUUGGAAUGGAUGCUUUAAAACAAUCAGGAUUUAAUAGUUCAAAUUUUCAAGGAAAUAUUUCAAUUAAUCCGUUAGAAGUAUUUACAAAAGCUUAUAGUUUUUAUAAUAAAUAUUUUUCAAAAUCUAGUGGUGCUGGAAAUCAUAAUAUAUUUACUCAUAUUAAAAAUUUAUACCCUUUGAGGAAUGACUUUUCAGAAGAUGAGAGCAGUUAUAAUGACGUGGAAGAAUAUGAAGUACCCCUUUACGUUACAUUAGAAGAUUUAUACAACGGGUGCACAAAAACAUUAAAAGUAACAAGAAAGAGAUAUGAUGGAUGCUACUUGUAUUAUGAGGAUUAUUUUAUAAAUGUCGAUAUAAAACAAGGAUGGAAUAAUGGGACGAAGAUUACUUUCCAUGGGGAAGGUGACCAGAGUUCUCCCGAUUCUUAUCCUGGUGAUUUAGUUUUAGUAUUACAAACAAAAAAGCAUAGUAAAUUUGUAAGAAAGUCUCGAGAUUUAUAUUAUAGGCAUAUAAUAACCUUAGAGCAAUCAUUAACAGGAUUUGAUUUUGUUAUAAAAUCAUUAGAUAAUAGAGAUAUACAUAUACAAAUAGAUGAGGUGGUAAAACCUGACACAAAGAAGGUUAUAAAAAAUGAAGGAAUGCCUUACUCAAGAGAUCCAAGUAUUAGAGGAAAUUUGAUUGUUGAAUUUGAUAUUAUAUAUCCUAAUACAAUAAAAAAGGAGCAAAAAAAAUUGAUAAAAGAGAUAUUUAAAGAGAGUUAUUAA